CAGCCUUCUUCUCCCCUCAACUCUCCCCAGAAUUUCUCUCUCUAACUCCUACUCCCUUCUAUCCAUUUGAUCAUUUGAACUUUGAUGUGCCUAAGAAAAUGAGUUGCAAUGGCUGCAGAAUUCUUCGUAAGGGUUGCCAUGAAAAUUGCAUUCUUAGACAAAGUUUACAGGGAAUAGAGAGCCCACAAGCGCAGGCCAAUGCAACUGUUUUUGUUGCCAAGUUUUUUGGCCGUGCUGGUCUCAUGUCCUUUCUAUCGUCUGUCCCCGAGUCUCAAAGACCAGCGUUGUUCCAGUCUUUAUUAUUUGAAGCUUGUGGAAGAACGGUGAAUCCAGUGAACGGAGCAGUGGGAUUAUUGUGGACGGGGAACUGGCACGCUUGCCAGUUGGCGGUGGAGACGGUGCUGAGAGGCGGCGUUUUGCGGCCCUUGCCAGGGUUUUCUCAGUCGCCGGAGUUUGAUGAAGCAUCAGAAGCUAGUAACACUGAUUUAUACAGAUCGCAAGAUCUAAACUUGAGGGUCAAAAGGAAAGGUUUUGAUGAUGACCUGAAUCUUGGUUUGACAAUGGGUUUUCCAAGAAAAAAUCGGCUUAGCGAGGAACGGCGGCCGGAUUCUCCUUCGGACGAGUCUGAAAUGACAACGUUGGAGAGUGGGCUUCUGAGUAACCAAGGGUUGCAACAAAAUCACCAUGGACAGGAAUCAAAGUUUCUGAGACUAUUUUUCUAAGUUUUUUUUUUUUUUUUAAAGCCCUCCCAAUUUUUUCUUUCCCUCGAGUUAUUGGGCACUUGAUUUCUCAAUUUUGUAGUGAGGAAGAAACUUUGAAGAAAGGAUAAAGAGAGAUCAGAGUUGCAUUGUGUCUCUGUCUGUCUGUCUGUCUGAAUUUCAGAAUCUUUGUGUCAAAGGAUAUUAGGAUGGUGCAAAUAUUGACGUUUGCCAGUAACCCUUUAUGGAAUAAACUUCCUUUUUCGUUUA
This is a messenger RNA of Olea europaea var. sylvestris, 968 nucleotides long. RefSeq names its product LOB domain-containing protein 39-like. Lineage: Eukaryota; Viridiplantae; Streptophyta; Magnoliopsida; Lamiales; Oleaceae. The transcript has 2 exons. Gene Ontology annotation, biological process: regulation of gene expression. The record is from RefSeq and is a predicted model, not a curated record. Bases 99 to 722 code for a protein of 207 amino acids.